CGCUGGUAACAGAGCAACCGGACCAGGGACAACCAGGCCACAGGCAAAGGGGAGAGAGGGGUUGCCCAGAAAGUAGACAAUCCGAGGCUUGAGGAGUUUGGGUUUGCGAUUUAUUUUUUCUCCCAACAAAGACACACACUGUCUAAACUGUGUGGCCGGUUGUUACUAAGAAGCUGCUGUAUGAGGGGGAAAUGCAUUUCAUAAAAGGCCCAGUGUUUGUGGUCUUCUCGGGCUCCCUGCUGCGCUCAGGAAAUCUUGAGGUGUGACCAGUUUUCAGCCUUCAAACCCAAGAUGAACUGCCCUUGAGAAGGGUGGUCAGAGGGAAAACAUGUUCCCGCUCUCUCCCCUGAGCCGGGGACAUGGCAAGUGGGUCCAGAACAAACAGAAGGUAGAAGUCUAUUUUGAACCAGAGGAUUACUUGAACUGGAAGUCUCCAGAAGAUUAUGUCCUGGUCUGCAAACCGCAGCAUAAGGGCGACCCCACCCAGCACACAUGGAGCCUCUUACUCCCUAAAACUUUCAGCACCAGAAAGGGAGUCCUGAUCCUCUACUCAGAAGGUUUAGCCCUAUCAUCAUGGACACCCGGAGAGAGGAGAAAAGGCCCCUGGCGCCCCAAAGGCCACAGGAAAAGGCCGGGUCCGAAGCUGCUCACGCUGCGGGACCUCGGAGAAGCCAUCCUGGCUCACGAAAGGAGACAGGACACGUCGAUAGAGAACCACCAUCGUAUGCAGGUUUCAAAAGAAAACCACAAUGAAAAAACACAGCAAACCUCCAGGAGGGCCUUUGAGCAUGCCCACAUUGAUCACCCUUGGCUCAUGAGUGACAAACCCCACAUUACAUUCUAUGGCAACUCCUUCCCCAAUUGGGAGGCAGAUCUCAGCGACAGACAAGUGAACAUGAAACUCUACACGGGCGGCCGCAGCCACUUGUCACAGGAGCCUCCUGCUGAAAGAUGUGUUUUCCCUCCUGUGGCCUCUGCCACUGACUCAGAAAAACACACACCUGGGGAGCUGAAGAAGAAAAAGGCUUCAAAGACCUUGAAAUUACCUCCUAUCUCCCAAGAACCACCGGGAGUCCUGGGCCCCCUGAGGAGUCGAUUUAAAGCCAGAGAGCCCCCAGCAGAGCUCCUCGUCUUCCCAGUGGAGAUUCAUUUCCACAGCCGGCACCCCUCAAAGGGGAAAGUGCACAGAAGAGGUAGGUCCCCUGUGGGUGGGUGCUCCUGUGCUGCGCAUGCUGAGUCAGGACCAGAAACAGAAGAGCCCAGUCCUCCCCGGAGGCCUCCCCUGAAGCACGCGUCCUCAGAAAGGCUGGCGGAGUUCACAGCACAUCUCCCAGCGGACAUGGGCAGGGCCACACUCUCGCCUCAAGAUGGAGACGCCGCAGCAGAGAAGGUGACCCCACCACUGUCCCUGAUCGAGGGAAGAAAAAGUCCAGAGGGCCAGAGGGGCCCGGACGGCCAGAGGACGCCAGGCCACAGCAGCCCCGCAGGCCCCCCGAAUGUGAGCCGUUCCAGGGGCGCACUCCCAGCAGAAGCACAAGAGGAGCCCAGAGACCCCUUGUUGCUGGGACCCUUGUUGCUGGGUCCUGGAGGAGACGUCUGCCUGUCUCUCCCAGGGCCGACCCAAAGCGAGACGCUCCUGUCAGGCGAAGCAAACACUGAAUCUGGAGCCGAUCUUCCCAUGGAUCUUAAUAAAACCUCACCUUUGACCCAAAAGCCAGAGAAGCAGGCAGCCCUGCGGACCUUCGAGGCAGCAGCUCAGAAGGCAGGAGAGCCUCAAAGUUGUAUAAAUAAAGGGCUGAUAUGUUCAAACAGAAAAGAAUUUUGCACGCGCAAGCUGCUCAUCGACAUGACACCGUUCCUGAAGGAAAGUGAAGAUGAACUGGACUAUCCUGAAGAAGCAGGGGGACCCCUCAGAGAAGACCAUCAAGACACCCAAGACCCAGAGCCCAGGAGUGUGACCCUGGACCCUCUCAGUGCUUCCUGGGCUGAAAGCAUCCAGAGGCCUGAGGCAGACACUGUCCAAAAGGCGGGCAAAGAUGAUGACAUAUUCCAUCUGCACAGAAGACUCACAGAACCUGGGCCUGAGUCCCCAGGGACGUUGGGUCCUGUCGACACACCUCUUCUUCCAAAGAAAAAAGAAGGGAAGACGAAACCAAGAUUGUCCAAGCAGCAAACACCAGCCGGCAUCAGUCGUGAGGAGAUGGAGUCGAUUGACAAUGUCAAGAGAAAGAAAAGAACUAAGACAGACAAGUCUAAGGUGCCCAGUGGGGAGAGAGAAGGAAAGGUCCACAUAGAAACGAAGACUGUUGUUGGAAAGUCAAAGGACCCAAAGGCUAAAAAGAAACCAGAGCUAGUUCCCAAAGGAAAACAAUCAGGCGUCCAAAGGAAAAGGACACAGAAGGAAAGGAGCCGGGAAACAGCAGCAGAGCUGAGGGGGCCUGAUGUCUCCGACGCCCAGGGAACAGAAGAAGGCACCCCAGACAGAGGUUUCCUUCCUUCGGGCUUUGAUGCAGAGGAGCCGUGGCUUUCCCCCAGAGCUGAUGCUCAGGAGAGCCAGGUUUCAAUAGACGGAAGAUCACCGCCCACUCCGACUGUGACUGUCACAGGAAACACGGAACCGGAAGAAGACAGAAGCCACGGGGACCCUCCGAAGGCUCUCCUGGCCAAGAGGGAGCAGGAGAAAGCUCUCUGGGACAGGCAGCGAGCAGAAAGGGCCGAGAUGAGACGGCUGGAGGUGGAGAGGAAGAGAAGGGAGCAGGAGGAGCAGAGGAGGCUCCGGCAGGAGCAGCUGGAGAGAGCAGAGAAGAUGGAGGAGGAGCUGGAGCUGGAGCAGCAGCGCCGCGCAGAGGAGAUCCGCUUGAGGACCCAGAAACAGGAGGAGGCGCGGCAGCGGCAGGAGGAGGAGGAGAGAGAGCAGCGGUUCCAGCUGCAGGCGGCCCAGGAGAGGGCCCGGCGGCAGCAGGUGGAGUUCCAGAGGGGGCUGCAAGCGCUGCAGAGGGAGAAGCAGCAGCAGGAGGAAGCCGCGCGAGCUGAGGCAGAGCAGCAAAGGCAGCAGGAACUGGAAAUGAAGCUGGCCGAGGAACACAGGCGCCUGGUGGAAAUGGCUGAAGAGCGGCUAGAGUACCAACGGCGGCAGCAGGAGGCAGAGGAGAAGGCUCGGCUGGCGGCAGACGAGAGGAGGCAACAGGAAGAGGAAGCAGCAAGGCUGGCUCUGGAGAAAGCCACGAAACAAACCCACGAACGAGCCAGGCAAAAGUCUGCUUUGAGGAAACAUCUUCAUUUCUAUCAAGAACUCCACAAGGAAGCCAAUGGCCUGCAGUGGGCACACAGAAUUUCCAGACCAUGGGUCUACUCUUACUUCCAGUUCCUACAAAUACCCAGACCUUAAGGCUAGAAGAAAACUAAAAAGUAAGUUGGGAGGUGGUAAAAGAAAAAGAAAAACUUUCUUCUGUAAUGAUGUUCCAUAUUGAACCCAGUUAGUUCCAUCUCGUCUUGUUCACCUCAACCCACACCUAACUUCAUCCCAUUCCCAACAACCCUCCCUGCCACAAAUAGUUUACUCAAUCCAGUUAAACUCUUCACUCAUCUAAAUCCUUUACCCUCUCUAGCAUCACAUGAAUUCAAUUCAGAAGCUUUGGUGCCUAAAAUUGACCCAAAAUUUUAUAAUUUGUUUGCAUUUCAGGAAAUUUCAGUAAGGCACUAACAUAAUCUUGGGCUAGUCCAAAUACUUCAUUUUCAUUAAUGUGUGAAAAAGUUGCAAGUAAAUGGAAAUUCUGUAAUGCAGAUUCUGAUUUAGCUAAAAGCAGCUCAUUCAUAUAUUAAGAAUUUUAUUAUAUUGUCUUUAUAAAGCAAAACCACAUCCACUUCAUCCUAAAAAUCUAAUGUCUAUUUAAAACAAGGUAAUCAAUUGAUAAAUGUUCAUUUAAGCAAUAUGAGCUGCUUUGUGAGAGUAAUCUCACACCCUCGAAGUAUAGAUCCUAGAACUGCA
Molecule: messenger RNA, 3988 nt
Organism: Myotis daubentonii (Daubenton's bat)
Lineage: Eukaryota; Metazoa; Chordata; Mammalia; Chiroptera; Vespertilionidae
Product: KIAA2012 ortholog
Source: RefSeq, a predicted model, not a curated record